AUGGAUGCCAAGCACAGAGCCUUGCUGGUGCAACACAAGCCGUUCUUAAUCAGGAAUAUCGUUUGGUGGCCGGAGCUAUCAUCUUUGCUGAGGUACCAGGGACUUCUGGCUGAUUCUAUGAUACAGGAUAUCGAGGCGUGCAACACAAGAGAGGGCAAAGUGAAGCUAAUGAUGGAGUUACUGCCUUUGAAAAGCGGCAAGAGCUUUCAAAAGUUUCUGGAUAUCCUCCAUGUGUCGGGUCAUACAUUUUUGGCAGACUUUCUCAGAGAAGGCGAUGAGGCUGGAAAAUUAUUUAACAUUCAACGAAUGUACAAGAGGCUUCCGUUUCUGAGGCGAGCUUUCAGCGAUGUCGAGAGACAGAAGAUAGAGCAUUUUAUCUCAGAGCAGAUCGACUCUCAAGUACUGAAGAUUCUGUGCCAAAGAGAUACGAAACAAAAAGACACUACUAUGCAGAUAAGGCAGCAACUGAUAGAACAAGCAUAUGCAUUUGAGAUUAAAUCCAAGAAGAAUGCAGAUACAGUACAAAAGUUGGAAGACACAAUCAAUGCUUUAACGAGGGAGAAUGAAGACUUGAAGAAGAAACUAUCAGAUUUUAAAGUCACCUACAACGAAAUGGAACAAAAGUACAAGAUAUUGCUGGAAGUCCAGACUCGUUACACUGAAGCUAAUGACAAUGAGAUACGCCGGGUUAAUGAUAAAAUACUUAUGCAAGAAAACAAUCUUCAAGAGUUAACAAUGAAGCUGCAUGAAUGUAUGAGAAUGGAAGCUGGACUAUGCAGUUUACAUUCUAUUGAAGAAACAUACACAGAAAGGGAUAUGCAUGACCUAAGAACAAUAAAAAAGCUGACUCUUGAAGAGAGUGUAGAUCAGUUUGUAAUGAAAUUCAAGAAUUUAGUUCAGAUUCGCAAACAGUACGAAAAUGUGUUGGAAGAAAAAACCACUAUAUUGAGUCGUUUUGGGUUUCUGGACAAUAGACAAGGGAAUGAAGCAGUAGAUUUCAAUUCAAUGGCAGAAAUAAACUCUGCAGAUGGAAGUUACCAGUCAAAACUGUGCGCACUGGGCUGCACAAUGUGGCAGAGUGUCAUUAUGAAAGUGAUGAAGAAACAAUUAAAUGAUCUCAGAGUGAGCUCCAGGAAAAAGGAUUCCCAUAUCCUCAUGCUAAACCAGGAUUUGUCAAAGAUGAGGCAGAGAGUAUCAGAUUUAGAAAAACAGCUUCAGGAAUGCAGUGAGGGCAAAAACCAUUCACGGACUAGAAGUGGAAAGGAAAUAACUAUUGGAAUUAUACCAACUGCUUUGUUUAGUGAUUCUGCAAGUAAUUCUUUAGAAGCACAAAAUUCUUUCUUCAGAAACUCUAAGAAUGCUGUAAUAACACCACCAGCUAUCUCUCAAAGGUCUCUUGCAAAGCCCCUUUCCUUAACAAUUGGUGCGGAGUCUCACAAACCAGUCUCUGAUUUGAAGACCCACAUUAUCAAUUAUCCAUUGAGUGUAACGAGCCAGGCCAAGCCAUGGAUUCAGAGAAGCAAACCGAAUUCUAGAACUUAA
Candidula unifasciata is the source of this 1542-nucleotide messenger RNA. NCBI's taxonomy places the organism in Eukaryota, Metazoa, Mollusca, Gastropoda, Stylommatophora, Geomitridae. The record is from the annotation of a GenBank genome assembly.